Drosophila busckii is the source of this 5645-nucleotide messenger RNA. It is a transcript of the gene gig, whose product is annotated as tuberin. Lineage: Eukaryota; Metazoa; Arthropoda; Insecta; Diptera; Drosophilidae. The transcript is spliced from 15 exons. The record is from RefSeq and is a predicted model, not a curated record. Gene Ontology annotation, cellular component: TSC1-TSC2 complex; cytoplasm; nucleus. Gene Ontology annotation, biological process: positive regulation of GTPase activity; negative regulation of phosphatidylinositol 3-kinase/protein kinase B signal transduction; regulation of cell cycle. Bases 77 to 5569 code for a protein of 1830 amino acids. Gene Ontology annotation, molecular function: GTPase activator activity.
GCAGUGGUUAUUUGUUAUUUAUAUUUAAGGUUAAAGACGUUGUUAAUUCAAGCAAAGGAACACUUUACAAACUACAAUGAGCUCCAAAGAUAAGAAUAAAUUCAAAAUGUUCUUAAGAUCGACAAAGCCACCAGGCAAUUUGAGUGAACGAACUCUGCGUCCAGAAUUUGAGAACGAACUGCGACCAGAACAGCCCGUAGGACAACGUUGCAAAAUGCUCAAAGAGCUGGGCGACGUACAUUUACACAACUACACACUGGAUGAGACAUCCAUUACAAAGCUCUGGCAUUUAACCAACGAUCUCAUAGUGCCCAACAAGCCGGCAGAAACAAGACAAAUAGCAUUCAACUUUUACAAGCGCUUGAUAUACACACAAUAUAAAAACUUGACGCUAAUGCGCGAAAAGUUCUUUCUAGUGAUACAGAAUCAUGAGGCUCAUGAGGACUUGCGGCAUCUGCUGGAGCUGCUUGAUAUGCUGACCGAAAACGGCAAGGAUAUAACAAACUUUGAGGAGAAAAUAGGCAAAUUUAUGCUGCUAUGGAUACCUGCAAUAUCAGAUGCAGAUUUGCUAUCACCCUAUCUAGACAUGCUGGUUAAUUUGAUCAAAUUCAAUGCAGCUCACUUGGACAAGGACGUACUCGUGGGCAUUGUACAAAAUGCUUGCGACUUAAGCUGUACCGUAACUGACGAGGAUAUUGGACUUAAGUGCCUAACCAUAUUGGAGCUGGUCAUAGGCUAUACUAUAUUUCCCAGCGAGCCCUUGCAACAGUGCAUUGUGACGCUUUGCCGCACUGUCAACAAUGCACGCUAUUGUCAGGAGUCAUUCAAGAUUAUGAAAAAUCUAUUGGGCACACAGCUUGGCUAUCAAUCUAUGAAAAUGAUGUGCAACAUCUUAAAUGAUCGUGGCCUCUAUGAGGACGCACAGCUGCUACGCGGCGCUGUCUUUCAUCUGAACAUGAACAUCUUUGGGUCGAGCAUUAUAUUUCAGGUGUCGCCCAUGAACUACGCCACCAAUGUGCUCACGGGUUUUCUAAGCGCGCUGGAAAGUCAUCAGGUCAUUGUGACCUAUGAGGUUAUACUAAGUGUACGCAUGGUGAUUAACAAGUACAAAUUGUCCGAGAUUAUAUGGGAUCUGAUCUGUGAUAUUAUGUCAGCGAUAGUGGAAAAUAUUGAGUACUAUGAUCGCAGUGGCGUCAACAAGGAGCGCCUGUACUAUUUGCAAGGCAACUUCCAUGAGAACAUUGACUGCAUUGAGAAGCUGCUGCAGGACGAACGCUCACAUAUUUUGGGCAACGUGGAUCGCAUCUAUGAUCUCAUCGAACGCGUGGCCGAGCGCCGCUCGGAGUCCUCCGUGCUUAAUCUCAUCGAGUAUCGCACUCGCCGCAUUACGGCCACAAGACACGAAUGGCUGCAGACUCUGACGCAGUUUGUGCGUCGUUACUAUCGCAUGAGCAAUGUGAAUGUGCGCAUCAAGACCAUUGAUGCCAUGGUACAGGUAAUGCAUCAGAAUCGCUCCAGCUAUGAGGAGGAGAUACUAGAUCGCGUGGUGGUCACACAGCUAGCGCAGAUACAUCAGGAGCCGAGCAUGCAGGUGCGCAUGGCGGCAGCGCGUGCGUUGGCUAAUUUCGCAGCCCAUUGCGAUACCAAGCGCUGUGUGGAGCUGCUGGACAUACUGGAGGCGCUCAUCAAUCGACCCUUCGAGCAAAUGCGUCAUGUGGCCAUGGACAGCAAUGUCGCCGAGGCGGGCAGCAGCAUCAUAAUCAAAAGCGAGGCAGAGGUCGGCGACAUUAUAGCUGCGGUCGAUGGACUCAUUGAGGUUUUCAGCAUUAAGCUGCAUCGCCUGCCGGCAACGCAUGCCAUAAAAAUAUUUAAUACUCUUAUGGAGCAUCUGGAGCUGCAGUACGAUAGACCCAAGGUCUUCGAGCAUGCCAGCAUAGUGCGACUUAAGAUAUUCAAUUGGAUGCUUAAGGCGCGCGCUAAUGCCUCCUACCACAUUGGCUAUCCCGAGGGCAACUCGGACUCGCUUAAGUUCAGCCACUAUCUGGGCAUAGAUUCGCCACAGCCACCGCCGUCGCAGACCACCUGCAUUUCCAUACGACGCGCCUGCAAGUUAAUUGUGCGCUGUCUGGAACAGGACGCAGACUAUCAGGUCUUCCAGCUGGUCAUCAAAGAGCUGCCCAAGGUGCUGCAAAACAAGGCGCUCAUACAAGGCAACGACAUCGAGGAGUUGGCCAACACGCUCUUCAAAAUCAACGCCAACAGCAACAACAAGUUCAAGCGCCCCACAGACGAAUACUAUGCUCUGGUGCUGCCCGCCAUUGCCUCGCUGGUCAUCUACCACGAGUCCAUGCAGGCACCACAGCACUACAGCAUCAUCACAGCGCUCAACCUGCCGCUGCUCACGGGCAAUGCCAGCGUUUGCAUAAACACCAUGACUUUACUUGUGCUCGAAAUGCCGGAGGCCCUAAUGCGCAAGCUGCCCGAUGUGCUGCUGAAGAUGAGCCGCAUGUCGGACACGAAUACAUUGGCCAUACCCGUUUUGGAGUUCCUGUCACUUUUAAUACAAUUGUCGCAUCCGCUGUUCACAAACUUUACGCCCAAACAGAACAUGUAUGCGUUUGCUUUGUCCUUGCGCUACACCAAGCCGCAUCGCUAUGACCACUACACUGUAUCGCUGGCACAUCAUGUGGUCGCCGGCUGGUUCCUCAAGUGCAAGCUGGAGCAGCGCAAAAACUGCGUGGGCUACAUGAAAACCACCAUGAAAUCGAAUGCCAAAAUGCUGUACGAUGACAUUUCCAACAUAGCAUCACUUAACAACGAGGACUCCUCCAGUCGCAAGCGCAGCACAAGUCUCACCGAGCGCGGCAGUCGCAAUACUGUGCCCACACGCAAUGAUUCCGAGAUGCGGCCGCUGAUGAACAAUACGCUGCGUAACUUUCAUACGGAUCUUACUGAGACUUGCUUUGAUUUUCUGGAGCGGCACACUUUCUCGCCUUGUCCCUCGAUGCCCAAGCGCUUGCCUGCAGCGGAGUAUUUGCUUAAGGAUGGCGUCUCGCAGACUUGGCUGGUGGGUCAUAAUCUGGUCACUAUAACCACCUCGGGCUGUCCCUCGGGUCCAGUGCGCAAUGGCCUGUGCGAUCGUUGUUCGCAGCUGGGCAAGACGCCGAGCAUAAGUCUCAACUCCAAGAGCAUGAGCGAUGCCACGCAGCCCUCACUGUCGCCGGAACGCGAUCGUCGCUAUACCAAGCUGAGUUUGCAGCACAGCAGCGGCAACGAUAGCGCUGGCAGCACCGAGCUUACCUCCUCCUCUUCGAACACCAACUCUGGCGGCACUGCACAGCCACAGCAUCAAAUCUCCAACAGCUCCACCGCCUCGCUGGAUGCGCUUUCGCGGCGAGGCUCCAAUCCAGAGGAUGGCAGCAAUCUGCUGAAAGGUCCCACCUCUGGCAGCAACACCUCGCUACUCGGCAACUCGCUGUCGCAGUCCAUGGCCAGCGUUAGCGCCAACACGCCAGCCACCUGCGCCGUUCAGCAGCCAGUCUGUGUGCGCGCCUGCACAGGCUGGGCGGAGAUCGUUAUCAGACGCCCCACAGGCAAUAUAUCCUGGCUGACGCGCAUACAGAAUCCCAUUGCCAACGACUGCUUUGGGCACGACUUACCUUUCAACAAUAUGGUUUCACUAUUUCUGCCCACUGCCUAUGGCGGCGUAUUCGGACCGGAGAGCACGCUGCAGACGCAGCAGCAGGCGCAGGCGCAGCAGGAGACACAGUCGGAGGCACAAACUUUAGUCGCCGAGCCGCAAGUGGAGCCCAACUUGUCAGCUGCCGAGCAACGCAAUCCCAUGCUGGCCAAGGCACGUGCACUGCAGCGCCAGGAGGAGAUACAUUCGGUGAGCAUUGGUGGCAGCGGCUCGGCGGCCAUAGAUAUACCCAUAUCGCGUGUACAUGCUGCCAGCAAGCGUGGCAAGGAGGCGGCUCUUUGUGGCAGCGUCAGCGAUGGCGAUGCGGACGACGAUGCCUUGGCGUUUGGCGAUGCACAGGGACGCGCACGCAAUCCAGUGCGACGCGUCAACUCCAGUCCCGAAAUGAGAUCCAGCUGGCGUCAGGCAUUCCUGGCUGCCAAGCCAAUGCCCUUGUCACAGGAACCCGAAGCAGUGCGCGCUACAUUGGACGAGUCACUGAUGCCCUCGAAGAAGAAGAGCGUUCAGUACAGCACCAAGGAUAUGCGUGUCAGUUGCGAGGCCAUACCCGAAGAGAUAGCAGGCUCCACACCACCACCGGCUUCCAUGCUGGACCCGCUGCAGCCCACGGCGAGCGCGCUGCCGCCCAAGCAGCACUCGGCGGAUGACGUUAGCAGUCAGCUGGUGGCCGUGCAGAACUCUUCGUCAACCUCCUCGCUGAAGCUAAGCACAGUUGGCAAGCCGCCACUAUCGCCAGCACCCGGCGCUGUGCCCAGUCUAGUGAAGCCGCCAGCCACAAAGAUGAUGAGCUAUGGCGGCACGCCACAGCAGCUGGGCUUGGCCAAGUCCAAUAGCAGUGGCAAUGGGCAUGGCGUCAAUGAGUAUAACAAUGGUGCUGGGGACAUGAUGCGUGGACGCUCCAAAACCAUUUCGGUGGUGCGGGAGGUUAACAACGGCAAAGUGCGUGCGCCAGCCAGCAGCUUCCUCAGCUUUGGCGCUGCUAAGCCAACGAUUAGUCCGAAGCUCUGCAUGAAUCCGAGCUUUGUCUUCCUGCAGCUCUACAGCACUGGUCAGCUGGAAGUCACGGAGACGCCACUCAAAGUGGGACCAGAGCAGGCCAACGCCUUGACACUCUUUGAUCUUGUGCCACCGUUUGAGACACACAAGAUCGGCGUACUCUAUGUGGGUAAAGAUCAGUGCAACAACGAGGUGGAAAUCUUGCGCAACUCCCAUGGCAGCACACGCUAUGUGGAAUUCUUGCGCAGCAUUGGCACUUUAGUCAGCCUGAAGGAAGCCGAACAGAAUAAUCUAUUUAUAGGACUUGACAAGAACGGUGCCGAUGGCAAGUUUGCUUACAUCUGGAAGGAUGAUAUAUUACAGGUGACCUUUCACGUGGCCACGUUGAUGCCCACCAAUCUCCGAGACGAUCCCAAUUGCACUGAAAAGAAGAAGCACAUUGGUAAUGACUUUGUCAAAAUCAUAUACAACGAAAGCGGAGAGAAAUAUAAUCUCACCACUAUAUCGGGUCAAUUUAACUAUGCCUGUGUUAUAGUUGAGCCGCUGGAACUGAACUCAAAUCGCGUCUAUGUAAAGGCACGCCCCGAGAUCUCGAAGUUUGUCUGUCAGGCGGAACCGCGCAUUGUUUCCGAUCGCAGUGCGCCCCUGUUGGCUCGCCAGAUGGCGCUGCAUGCUAAUCUUGCCUCGUUAGUCUAUCAAAGUGUGCAAAAGAAGAAUCCUUAUGCGUCCAAUUGGCUAGAGAGAUUACGCAAGCUUAAGAGAUUACGUACACAGCUCAUCGAGCAGCUGAAUAGUCAGCAAAGCGGCAGCGGUUCCAAAGGCGUCAUCAGCACUGACAUUGAUCAUCAAUCUGAUUUUACCAAAUAUACAUAAGGCACCUAACAGAUAUUUUAUAUGUUUUAGCUAUAGCACUGACUUGUAAAGUUUUCAGAAGAAAUACAUGCAUAUA